UUGUCUGGAAUGCAGUUUUUCAUAGGAAUGAAUCUUGGCCCCCACCAUGUCGGCGUGGUAUUGUGAUGUGGCCAUGGAUGCGGGUCCCUAAUGCCAUUGUGAUGGUACCCAACUAUUCAAUUCAACACAAUUCUGCGCAAAGCACAAACACAAGACACAACAGCGUGGUUAAAUUGAAAACGCCCAAGAACGGGCAGAGAAGUUGAAUGCUGUUCAAAAUGGGCUUGUUAUUCCACAGAUACUUGUCUGAUCAGCAGUUGGCUGGUUUCGACAGGUAUACAUACAAAUCAGUUGACACAUCACCACUUUCAAACUAUGUUAUGCAUCCUUUCUGGAACAAAGUUGUCAAGAUAUACCCGCUUUGGUUGUCCCCUAACCUAAUGACAUUUGCUGGCUGGCUGUUCACUCUCGCCAAUUUCCUUGUCCUUGCUUACUUUGACUGGGAUUUCAAAGCUACAUCUUCUCCAGUUGCUGGGUUCUCUACCAUUCCAAGAUGUAUAUGGCUGUUCUGUGCCAUCUCUCAAUUUUUGUCACAUACGCUCGAUGGGACUGAUGGAAAGCAAGCCAGGAGAACAGGCUCCAGUUCUCCCCUUGGUGAGCUCUUUGACCAUGGUCUAGACAGCACAGCAGCAUGGAUGAUGGCUGUGUCCCUCCUGUCCUGUUUUGGCACGCAGUAUCAUUCACACUAUGAGGUUUUUUCGCUCAUUGUUGUAAUCGCUGCUGGCUUUUUCUUGGCUCAUUGGGAAAAGUACAACACUUCAGUUUUGUAUCUACCAUGGGCAUAUGACUUCAGCCAAGUUGGACUCACAACUGUAUACUUAUUGACCUUUGUAUGGAGUCCAGACAUUUGGAAGUUGACCUUUUGGAAUGGUAUAAGAAUGAGUCAUUUGUUUGUUGCCACUGUUCAUUUUUCUCUGUGGGGAAUAGGCCUCCCGUCAACUGUCUGGCAUAUAAUAAGGGCGAGAUGGAAGCACCCAGAAUAUUGCCCAACGGUGCUAGAGGGGCUCAUGCCACUCGUUUCAACUGGAAUGCUCCUCUCCUUUUUCACAAUUUGGGGCUUUUUAUCGCCAUCACAAGUUCUACAGAAUUACCCAAGAAUGUUUUAUAUUGCCUUUGGAAAUGUUUUCUCUAAUAUAACAUGCCGCUUGAUAGUUGCACAGAUGUCUUCGUCAAAAUGCGAGAGAUUCAAUUGGUUGCUCUUUCCACUCUUUCCCGUAGUUGCGUGCUCAGUAUCAGGCCUUUGCGAUGAGAGGAACCUCCUUUAUGCCUACGCGAUUUUCGCCGCCUUAGCACAGUCACAUUAUGCUAUAUGCGUGGUAAAUGAGUUAUGUGAUCAUUUGCAGAUACGAUGCUUCAAAAUAACAAAGCCUAAAUCUGAAGCCAAUGGACAUUAAAGCCUCGUUCGUAUAGUCAGUUUUUCAAUAUCAAAUUGUACAGUUGCUAGCUGAUUCUUGUCAGAUCCACAGAAUGAAUUCCGAUGGGCGAAUUACUCCCUUCGUUUUAGUAU
Molecule: messenger RNA, 1507 nt
Organism: Rhopilema esculentum
Lineage: Eukaryota; Metazoa; Cnidaria; Scyphozoa; Rhizostomeae; Rhizostomatidae
Product: ethanolaminephosphotransferase 1
Biological process (GO): phosphatidylethanolamine biosynthetic process
Cellular component (GO): endoplasmic reticulum membrane; Golgi apparatus
Molecular function (GO): ethanolaminephosphotransferase activity
Source: RefSeq, a predicted model, not a curated record